CGACUUAGGUAGUACCGAUUUAGGGCGUUGUGGGGUGUGAUUUCACUUCCCCAUACGUAACCGUACUCCCGAACCCAUAUCUCUUAAUCGCAAACCAUAUCUCGGUUCCGACCUUAAGGUUAGAGCCGAUCCAAAGAGUGUUCGAUCCACUCCAAGUAAGAUCGAUGGUGACUCCCAAAAUGUCGACGGGACGACAACGGACCCCCAGAGGGACGGUUGCGACACACUGAAUACAGAGUUUAGCAUCAAAGACAUGGGUGAUUUGAAGUUCUUUUUGGGUAUUGAAGUGGCUAGAAAUGCAUCUGGGAUUCAUAUUUCACAAAGGAAGUACACUCUUGAGAUUAUUGAAGAAGCACGGCUUCUUGAUUCUAAUACAGUUUCCACUCCAAUGGACUACAAGCUACAUUUAUCCAAUGAAUCUUUAGCACCAUAUGAAGAUCCUGAAUUCUACAGAACACUUGUUGGGAAGUUCAUUUAUCCAACUACUACAAGGCCAGACAUAAGUUACGCUACUCAGCAACUUAGUCAAUAUAUGGCUUAUCCUAGUGUUCUUCAUUUUAAGGCAGUUCAGGGGAUUAUAAGGUACCUCAAAUCAUCUCCUGCGUCAAGACUUUUCUUUCCCAGCAAAGGCUCUUUCCACUUGAAAGCCUUCUCCGAUUCAAACUGGGCAGCUUGUGUCGACGCCAGUCGAUCCAUAUCUGGCUAUGCCAUCUAUCUUGGAGAUGCUCUUUUCUCUUGGAAAUGCAAGAAACAGAAGACGGUCUCACGCUCUUCAUGUGAGGCAGAGUAUCAAGCGCUUGCUUUCACCUCAUGUGGGAUUCAGUGGCUUCUUUAUUUGCUACGUGAUUUUCAGGUACCUCAUCAACAACGUGCAACACUUUUCUGUGACAAUCAGAGUGCUAUCUACAUUGCUCAGAAUCCUACCUUCCAUGAAAGAACAAAGUAUAUUGAAUUGGAUUGCCACCUUGUUCGUGAGAAGCUGCUCAACAGGACGAUCAAGAUACUUCAUGUUUCCAGCUCCCACCAGUUAGCUUAUUUGUUCACAAAGCCUUUAUCACCAGCUGCUUUUCGAUUUCUCCUCUCCAAGCUCGGUGUGCGCAACCUCUGCCUACCAACUUGCUGCCGGGGGGGGGGGGGGGUAACAGCAAGGGGUUUCAAAUCCCCUUUUGAUUUCAAUGUGACCAUUGAUCCUACACCCGCCAACUAGGAAGAAGAAUGAAGUUCAAACUUGUCAAUGCACAACGUUUAUGGGAAACGUUGUCGUUCUGUUCAACUUCUUUUUAGCUUCGUUUGCUUUAUUGCCAAGACAGUCUUUGUUUCCUUUUCAAGCAAACCAACAAAUGUGUACCUGGUUUGCACUCUUGUUGUCUUCUGCAAUGUCUGUAAUAUAUAAACCAAAAUGAAUCAAUGAGAAACUCAAGCCUUAGGGUUUCAAUUGUUGUUACUCUGUGCUUUAGUUCAUAUCGAACAGUAAUUCGUAUUUGCUGAUAUUAUGAAAAAGAUGUUCGUAUGAAUCCCCAGGCAAAUCAAACGUUAGGAUUGUAAGAAAAAUGUGAUGUUGGG
This is a messenger RNA of Linum trigynum, 1563 nucleotides long. NCBI's taxonomy places the organism in Eukaryota, Viridiplantae, Streptophyta, Magnoliopsida, Malpighiales, Linaceae. The record is from the annotation of a GenBank genome assembly.